Molecule: messenger RNA, 837 nt
Organism: Wasmannia auropunctata (little fire ant)
Lineage: Eukaryota; Metazoa; Arthropoda; Insecta; Hymenoptera; Formicidae
Exons: 3
Coding region: 382-816 (144 amino acids)
Source: RefSeq, a predicted model, not a curated record
AUAUAUAUAUAAUGUUUAUGCGGAGUAGAGAAAAAUUAAAAGUUAAUAAAACGGAGGAUUGUGAACGGCAGAGAUUAAAGAAAGAUUAAUUAAUGAUGCAUUUGAGCCAUCUUUUAACUACAAUAUUGAAAAUUACAAUAUCUAGUGCAGAAGAAAAAGAAGAAUAAUAAACGGCAGAGGGGAGGGAACGACAGGAACGAAAGACGAAUAUCAACGACAUACAGUACACAGAAGAAUUAUGUCUACAUCACCUAGAGAAGAACGUCCAAAAAGAACCAUUGUCAAACCAUCCAGAUUUCAGAACUACGUUCAGACUAUUCAGACUAUGUCUUCUGAUGAAGCCCCAAGAAAACAGGAAGGACUGGAGGACAAGACAAAGAUAUGACCAUGACAUUGGAAGAAGAUAUCAGGGAAUUGAGAGGAAUUUUAGAAGAAAAUUCCUCUCAUUUAUAUAAUACAAAUAAUUUACGGACACAACAGGAUCCUCCUGUAUACAAAGCACAAGAACAAAUAUCCACUCAGCCACAGAACUAUCCACAAGAACAAAUAUCUAAUUCAUAUCAUUCUUUACAAAUACCUGUCAAUACAGAAUCAUAUUCUACUUUAUCAUGCGCUGCUCCUUCAACAGAACGUUUACUUAAUACAACGCGUAGCUCAACAUUUGUGCCAAACCAAUAUAAUACUUUAGACAACAAUAUUAAUACAUACAACAAGUUUCAAGCUAAUUAUCCAAAUUCAGGCGAAUCAAUGCCGACUAAAGCAAAUUACAAUGCUCAACUUAGAAGAAUAGCAGAAAAUGAAGUAGAGAAUCAGUGAGUGUAAUGUGAUAAUAAUUUA